Talpa occidentalis (Iberian mole) is the source of this 5639-nucleotide messenger RNA. It is a transcript of the gene IQGAP2, whose product is annotated as IQ motif containing GTPase activating protein 2. Gene Ontology annotation, molecular function: GTPase activator activity; calmodulin binding; actin filament binding. Gene Ontology annotation, biological process: regulation of GTPase activity; regulation of actin cytoskeleton organization. NCBI's taxonomy places the organism in Eukaryota, Metazoa, Chordata, Mammalia, Eulipotyphla, Talpidae. Gene Ontology annotation, cellular component: cytoplasm. The record is from RefSeq and is a predicted model, not a curated record. Bases 159 to 4805 code for a protein of 1548 amino acids. The transcript is spliced from 36 exons.
GUUGUGCCCGCGCUCUGCAGGGAGCAAAGUCAGCCUCCGCGGAAGGGCAGGCGUCUCCUGCUACCCGCCUCGGCGGAACUGCCGCAGGAGCCGGUUUGAACUCCACAGGUGUGUCCUUUCCAGCUAUCGUGGACGAUGAAAGGCUCUCUGCAGAGGAGAUGGAUGAGAGGAGGCGACAGAAUAUCGCUUACGAAUAUUUGUGCCACCUAGAAGAAGCCAAGAGGUGGAUGGAAGUUUGCUUAGUGGAAGAAUUGCCACCAACUACUGAAUUGGAAGAAGGGCUUCGGAAUGGAGUUUACCUGGCCAAGUUGGCCAAGUUCUUUGCCCCGAAAAUGGUAUCAGAGAAAAAGAUCUACGAUGUGGAACAAACACGUUAUAAGAAGUCCGGCCUGCAUUUCCGGCACACGGAUAAUACAGUCCAGUGGCUACGAGCCAUGGAGUCCAUUGGUCUACCCAAGAUAUUUUAUCCAGAAACAACAGAUGUGUAUGACCGGAAAAACAUACCAAGAAUGAUAUAUUGCAUUCAUGCACUGAGUUUAUAUCUCUUCAAACUUGGAAUUGCACCCCAGAUACAGGAUUUGUUGGGAAAAGUAGAUUUCACAGAGGAGGAAAUCAGUAAUAUGAGAAAGGAACUGGAGAAAUAUGGAAUACAGAUGCCAUCUUUCAGCAAAAUCGGUGGUAUUCUGGCUAAUGAAUUGUCCGUGGAUGAAGCUGCACUGCAUGCUGCAGUUAUAGCCAUUAAUGAAGCUGUUGAAAAGGGAAUCGCAGAGCAGACCAUUAUAACACUAAGAAACCCAAAUGCAGUCUUAAAAUAUGUGGAUGACCAUCUUGCACAGGAGUAUCAGAAAGAGCUCUGGGAAGCCAAGAGAAGAAAAGAGGAAGAUGCAAGAAGGAAGAAUAACUGUAUUUCAGAAGAAGAAAGAGACGCCUAUGAAGAACUGCUGACACAAACAGAAAUCCAAGACAAUAUCAAUGCAGUUAACAGGUUGGCCGCGGUAGACCACAUCAACGCUGUUCUUCAGGAAGGCGACCCGGAGAACACGCUGCUUGCACUGAGGAAACCCGAGGCCCAGCUGCCUGUGGUGUAUCCCUUUGCUGCCAUCAUGUAUCACCACGAACUUUCCAACCUUCAGAAACAGAACACCACGAACUACCUGGCCCACGAGGAUCUCUUGAUUGCAGUGGAGAUGUUAUCUGCCGUUGCUCUACUAAACCAGGCCCUGGAAAGCAAUGAUCUCGUGUCUGUGCAGAAUCAACUCAAAAGUCCAACCAUAGGCUUGAACAAUCUGGAUGAGGCAUAUGUGGAACGUUACGCAAAUGCACUACUCUCCAUUAAACUGGAAACCUUAACCCAAGGGCAAGAUAACCUAAGCUGGAAUGAAAUUCAGAAUUGUGUGGAUAUGAUUAAUAUUCAAAUUCUUGAAGAAAAUGAUCGAAUUGUAGCUGUAGGGUUCAUCAAUGAAGCUAUUGACGAAGGGAAUCCUUCUAGAACUUUGGAUACUCUGCUGUUACCUAAUGCUAAAAUUAAAAAUGUGGACCCAGCCUACGCCCAGCACUACCAGGAUAUUUUACACUAUGCUAAGUCUCAGAAAGUCAUGGAGAAUGAGAACACUUCUAAAGUUCUUUGGCUGGAAGAGAUUCAGCAUGCAAUCAAUGAGGCCAACAUGGACAGAGACAAAGCCAAAGAAUGGGUUACACUGGUCGUUGAUGUUAAUCAAUGUUUGGAGAAUGAAAGAAGAAGUGAUGUUUUGUCUGCUUUGAAAUCUCAGGCUCUUAAUGAAAAUAAUAUAAUCCCUGAAUGUGCUGACAGUUACUAUGAUGCUCUUGUGAAGGCAAAAGAGUGCAAAUCUGAAAAUGUGACUUCUGAAGGUUCAUGGCUCAAAUUCAACCUGAAGGAGAAAUAUCCAUUCUAUUACAACAUCGACUCGAAAGAGAGCUCCUGGGUGACCCCUGACCCUUACCUGGCUAAAGAAUCAUGGCUGAUGCCAAAAGAAAUUGAGGACAUUAUUGAGGAAAGAACAGUGGAUUACAUCCGUCAGAAUUUGUGGUCUGCUUCUGAAGAUAUGCUUCUUCGCUUUCAAGCCACAAGCUUUGGACCCCGUCUCUGGGAAGAGUUUGAAGCUAGGAAAUCAUUUUUGUAUGAUCAAGAAGAGCAUGUGAUCAAAAUACAGUCUUUUUGGAGGAGACAUCAACAACAGAAAGCAUAUCUUGAAAGGCAGAAAGUGUUCCAUGAUAACGUUCCUUCUAUUGUGAAGAUUCAGACCUGGUUCCGGAUGAUACGAGCACGAAAGAAUUAUCUUUCACGACUACAGUAUUUCCAAGAUCAUAGAAAUGAAAUUAUAAAAAUACAGUCGCUGUUGAGAGCAAGCAAAGCUAGAGAUGACUACAGGACACUGGUUGGCUCUGAAAACCCACCAUUAUCAGUCAUCCGCAAAUUUGUACACCUGUUGGACCAAAGUGACUUGGAUUUCCAGGAGGAGCUGGAGGUAGCACGACUACGGGAAGAAGUAGUGACCAAGAUCAGAGCCAAUCAACAGCUGGAGAAAGACCUGAACCUGAUGGACAUCAAGAUCGGGCUCCUGGUUAAGAACAGGAUCACACUAGAGGACGUAAUCUCACACAGAACAAAGCUGAAUAAGAAAAAAGGUGGAGAAAUGCAGAUAUUGAAUAAUACCGACAACCAGGGAAUCAAGAGUUUGAGUAAAGAGAGAAGGAAAGCACUAGAAACAUAUCAGCAGCUGUUUUAUCUUUUACAGACCAAUCCUUCAUACCUGGCUAAACUGAUUUUCCAGAUGCCACAGAAUAAGUCAACUAAAUUUAUGGAUACUGUUAUUUUCACUCUAUACAAUUAUGCUUCCAAUCAGCGAGAAGAAUAUCUACUCCUCAAGCUUUUCAAAACUGCUCUGGAGGAAGAAAUACUAUCAAAGGUGGACCAGGUUCAGGACAUAGUUACUGGAAACCCUACAGUCAUCAAGAUGGUCGUCAGCUUCAACAGAGGAGCCCGCGGGCAGAACACACUGCGCCAGCUCCUGGCUCCAGUGGUGAAAGAGAUCAUCGAUGACAUGUCCCUGAUCAUCAACACGAGCCCUGUAGAUGUGUACAAAGCUUGGGUGAACCAACUGGAAACACAGACUGGAGAGGCCAGCAAGCUGCCUUAUGAUGUGACCACAGAACAAGCGCUGACAUACCCAGAAGUGAAAAAUAAGCUGGAAGCAUCCAUUGAGAAUCUGAGAAGGGUCACCGACAAAGUUCUGAAUUCUAUCAUUUCUUCCCUUGAUCUACUGCCUUAUGGAUUGAGGUAUAUAGCCAAAGUACUGAAGAAUUCCAUCCAUGAAAAAUUUCCAGAUGCAACAGAAGAUGAGCUGUUAAAGAUUGUUGGAAACCUCCUUUACUAUCGGUACAUGAACCCCACCAUCGUAGCCCCAGACGGCUUUGACAUCAUCGACAUGACAGCCGGAGGUCAGAUAACUCCUGACCAAAGGAGAAACUUGGGAUCCGUGGCCAAAGUUCUUCAGCACGCAGCCUCCAACAAGCUGUUUGAAGGAGAAAAUGAGCAUCUCUCAUCCAUGAACAAUUAUUUAACAGAGACAUAUCAGGAGUUCAGGAAAUAUUUCAAAGAAGCAUGCAAUGUCCCUGAGCCAGAAGAAAAGUUCAAUAUGGAUAAAUACACAGAUGUGGUGAUGGUCAGCAAACCAGUCAUUUAUAUCUCAAUUGAAGAAAUCAUCAACACACAUUCACUCCUGUUGGAACACCAGGAUGCAAUUGCCCCUGACAAACAGGACUUACUGAAUGAACUAUUGGACUUGCUGGGAGACGUACCCAGCGUGGAAUCAUUUCUUGGGGAAGGAGCCAUUGACCCCAACGACCCUAACAAGACUAAUACACUACAUCAACUCUCAAAGACUGAGAUUUCUCUUUACUUGACAAGCAAGUAUGACGUGGGGGAUGGCGAGGCAAUAGACGGCCAAAGCCUCAUGAUAAAGACCAAAAAGCUGAUAAUUGAUGUAAUCCGGAACCAACCAGGGAACACAUUGACAGAAAUCUUAGAGACACCAGCAACUGAACAACAGGAAAUAAAUCACUCCACAGACAUGGUAAGCCGUGCCAUUAUAGAUUCCAGGACUCCAGAGGAAAUGAAGACUAGCCAGUCUAUGGCUGCAGAUGCACAGCUGCCUCUGGAGCAGAAAAAGAGGAAAAUCCAGAGGAAUCUUCGGACAUUGGAACAGACUGGACUUGUGUCAUCCAAAAAUAAAUACCAAGACAUUCUCAAUAACAUCACCAAGGAUAUUCGAAAUCAAAGAAUCCACCGUAAACUUCGGAAAGCCGAAUUGGCAAAGCUUCAGCAGACCCUUCAUGCACUUAACAAGAAAUCAGCAUUUUACGAGGACCAAGUUAAUUAUUAUGACACCUAUAUAAAGACUUGUUUAGACAACUUGAAAAGAAAAAAUUGUCGGAGGUCAAUUAAACUUGAUGGAAAAGAAGAACCCAAAGGCACAAAACGAUCGAAGCCAGUGAGGUACACGGCAGCAAAGUUGCAUGAGAAGGGUGUCCUCCUGGGAAUAGAUGACGUGCAGACAAACCAGUUUAAAAAUGUUACAUUUGAUAUCAUAUCUACUGAAGAUGUGGGCAUCUUUGAUGUCAGAUCAAAAUUCCUGGCUGUUGAGAUGGAAAAAGUACAGCUCAAUAUUCAGGAUUUACUUCAGAUGCAAUAUGAAGGUGUAGCUGUAAUGAAAAUGUUUGAUAAGGUUAAAGUGAAUGUAAACCUUCUCAUAUACCUGCUGAACAAGAAAUUCUAUGGAAAGUGAAGUGCCUGGAGAAAUUUCAUGGAUUCUGUAUCAUCUAAAUUGGGAAAUGAAUUUGUUUAGUAUUUUUGUUUUUAAACAUGAUUGAAAUCACUGCUUAUAAACGUGUGAUUUUUUUUUUUUUUUAAAGACCAAAACUUUUUUGAAGAAUGUACCCAUGUGCCUUUUGGAUAAUUUGAUACUACAGUAAAAUGAUACACAAAAUGAAUUAACGUAAACACUUCCACGUUAUACUGUGGUAUAGGUACUCUGAUUUAAAAUUUUGGACAUUCUGUGAUCUGUUUUAAAGUAGGGAGAAAAUAAAUUUAGCUGACUAGGGGACUAAUGUGUAAACCUAUUUUCCUAUGAAAAAAUUUUAAAUGUCCCAUUUGAAUAAUGUAAUUCUGCAUAGAUUAUUUUUAUCUAUGGAGAAAUGGAAACUUAAUUAUUUGUAAUGAAUUAUUUAGACAGAUACUUAGUUCUAAGCCCUAUCUUCUCAGAGUUAUCAAUUUUAAAAGAGAACUUUUGUGCAAUUCAAAAUGAAGUUUUUAUAAGUAACUGAAAGUGACAAUAUGGUAACAUUUUCUGUAUAAAAGUAUAUAUUUUAUGUGAUUUAUUCCUACUAAAUGAAGUGCACUACUGCCUCAUGAUAAAGACUCUUGUACCCAGAGCCUUUAAGUGACUAAGGAACAAUGUGGAUAGCAAUCACAGCCCUCACCUCCAUUCCUCACAAUUUAUUUGAAUACUGCAAUUGUGCCUCUCAAUUUUUUGUAAUGCAAUAAAAUCAGUAUCUAGUUGGUUUUUAAAUGUAUUCUUUGAAAAUUGUUUUAUGUAAAAUAAAUGUUACUUAAUUACAUU